UUAUAUCGAAAUCAAAAUAUUAAGUAUCAUAUACUAGCAAAUUAAACCGUAUGCAUCAGCCAUAUUCUAAACAUGAAGUCCAAAAUCCUUGCAUUCUUCUUCCUUGUUAUAUUUUCACAAUUCAUAUGUGGCCUGGCUUUUCAACUCAAUGAGGAGACACAUACAACCCAUAAGAAUGGAAAUAGUAUUGAUAGAAAAGAUGGCGUGAAACGAGACGUAUAUGUAUCAUCGAAGGCGAAUAAGGGGAAAGGUUCAUAUGGUGGUCAGAAUAAUCGUCCUCCCAAUACUAAGGAAAACAAAGCAGUUUCAAUGAUAGUUACAAAGCCUGCAUGCAUUUCAUAUAUGGGUAUGAGUGUUAUUUUGAUGUGUAUGAUGCUUGUUUUUGACUUCUAGAUAGUUGGUAUGUGAACACUGCAGUUAUGGUCUAUUCUUGGUUUUUGGUUUUCAUGGUGUGUUGUAUGUUUUCAUAAUAUGCUUAAUUGCUUAAUUGGAUGGUAUACUUAAGCAGAUAUUGUGAUUGCUUAUGUGUGUAUACAAUCAUAUUGUGGUUGUGAUUGAUUUAUCAUGAAAUCUACCAAUAAAUUAAAACAUGAUUGACAUGUUUUUGAAA
Messenger RNA from Erigeron canadensis, 610 nucleotides. RefSeq lists its product as uncharacterized. Bases 73 to 393 code for a protein of 106 amino acids. The record is from RefSeq and is a predicted model, not a curated record. Lineage: Eukaryota; Viridiplantae; Streptophyta; Magnoliopsida; Asterales; Asteraceae. The transcript is spliced from 2 exons.